CAUAAGGAUUUCAGUGCAGGGUCUGGCAGUGGCCUGAGGGGCCAGGUGCCACCCAGGCUAGGGAUGGGGUGGUGACAAGGUCAGGAGCAUCAUGUUUGGGUAAGGGCUCAUAGAACCAGGGCAUGGAUAGCAGAUGGAGGGGUUUCCUCAUGAUAGCAGUAAAGGGUACAAGAGAGUUCAUGACAUGAACUGACCCCUGCAUUUGGAGAAUGACAUGAAUGUGGUUGACCAUUUUGUGUGUGUAUGUGGGAAGAUCUCCUGGUAGUCCAGCCUGCUGGUGGCUGAAAGAGCCAGAGGGAAAUCACAACAGCAAUAGCAGUAGACAUUUAUGUAGUGUUUACUCUGUCAGGAGCUAUUCUAAUCAUGUUACACUGCAUUAUCUCAUAUAAUCCUUAUAAUAACCUGAUGAGGUAGGUACUCUUAUUAUCCCCAUUUUACAGAGGAGCACACUAAGGCACAAAGAAGGUAAGUCACUUGACUAGAGUCACACAGCAGGGAACUGGGGUGUGAACCUGGGCAGCUGGGUCCAGUUUCUGUCCUGCAGUGCUGCACUGCCUCUCAAUAAAUGUUAGCUAUUUUCAUUGCUAUUGUAGUUCCUUCAACUUGAGUCUCACCCCAGCGGUGGGAGGUGAAGCUCUGUACUUCUCUCUAGGGCUCAGAUUGGGGUUCUGAGCCCUAGAGACCCACAGCCAGACAGGUGUAGAGCGGGGCCUCCUAACUCAGGAGUUGCACUUUCCAGGCCAGGGUUUUCUGUCCAAUACAGUGUCCCAGAGGGAGUGCAAGACAAGGUAGUUGGGGGCCUCGGAAAUGGUGGGACUCCCUGACUGGGCCUCUUUUUCUCUCUUUAGCCCAGUUACUGUCUCCUUCAGUCUCUGUCUCACUCUUUGUCUCCCUAUACAAUCCGAUUCUCUCUUCCUUUCUCUCCCUCUCUCACUUCCUUUCUCUAUCUUUCUGUCUUAGUCUCUAUUUUUUGUUUCCUCUACUCAGUUUUUUUGUCUCUCAAUCCCUGUCUCUUCACCUUUCUUUCAAAUCUCUCUCUCUCUCUCCCCCCCAACCUAUCUCUUCCUCCCCCUGGUCUCUCACUGUCUCUUCACCUCUCUCUGAGUCUCUAUAGUCCCUUUCCCCAUGGGCUGAAGGAUCAGGGCCACAUCAGGUCACAGCCCCAAACUGCAGAUUCCUGGGAGGUAGGCCAGUAGGGACUGGGGUACAGGAUGGAGUGAAAACAGUUUCAGGGAUGCCCCCUUUGCAUCCUUUCCUCUUCACCCCCACCAACCCCAUGUUGUGAUGGGAGCUGACAUGUCGUGGGCUGCAGCUGCCACAGGGGAAUCCCUGCUGGAAGGUUUUGCCUGGAGCAGAGGAAUAGCAUGAGUGUGUGAGUGAAUGUCUGUGUGGCUGUGUAGGCAUGUAUGGGGUCUUGUAUGUGUCCACAGAUGUGAGCACAGAAGUCUGCCCCCUGCUUGGGAGCUCAGAAGAGCCCAGGAUGAAACCAAGGUUUGAGAAGGACUUCCCAAAGGCUGAGCAGGGAGACUGAUGUAGUUUUCUCAGCCUCUUCCACCUUCAGACUCCCUUUACCUCUGAUAAAGGAUGGUUGGGGGGGGGGGGCGGUAUUAUCCAUAACAUUUAAUGAAUACUUACUGUGUGCCGGGCCUGUGCUCAGGGACCCCCAUGAAUGAGUUUACUGAACCCUUGCAACAACCCAUUGAAGAUGGUACAGUUAUCAUCCCAUUUUACAAAACAGGCAAGUAUGGCCUAGUUAGGGGAAAUCAUUGGUUUGGGGUCACAGAGCUAGCAAGUGGGUAGAACCAAGACUUGAACCUGAAUCUGUCUGAUUUCAAAGCACUUUUAUAUAUAUAUAUAUAUAUGACUAUUGAUUUCAGAGAAAAGGGAGAGGGAGAGAGAGAUAGAAAUAUCAAUGAUGAGAGAGAAUCAUUGAUCAGCUGCCUCUUGCAUGCCCCCUACUGGGGAUUGAGCCUUUGACCUGGGCAUGUGCCCUUGACCGGAAUUGAACCUGGGACCCUUCAGUCUGCAGGCCGGCGCUCUAUCCACUGAGCUAAACCGGCUAGGGCCAAAGCACUUUCUUUUAAUAAUAGUGCAUACUUCUAUACCUGGCACAUAAUGGACACUCAAUGAUGAUAAUAACACUUAACAUGUAUUGAACACAUUUUAUGUGCCAGGCAUUAUUCAUAAGUAGUACACCAUUCUCAUUAAUCCAUUUAACCCUCACAGAGGUAAGGCCUGUUUUUUUGUUUUGUUUUGUUUUGUUUUUUAUCUCCUUUUUACAGAUGAAGAAACCGAAAUUCAGAGAGGUUCAGACACUUGCCCGAGGUCACACAGCUAGUCUUAUUGUUCACUCCUCCCAACUUCCCACUGCACCAUGGCUCCCGGCCCCUUCUCCUCUAUGCUGCUCUUGCCACCACCUGCAGCCCUGUCUUUUCUGCUGCUACUCUGGGCAGGGGCAUCUCGUGGCCAGCCCUGUCCUGGCCGCUGCAUCUGCCAGAAUGUGGCGCCCACGCUGACCAUGCUGUGCGCCAAGACUGGCUUGCUCUUUGUGCCGCCAGCCAUUGACCGGCGUGUGGUGGAACUGAGGCUCACAGACAACUUCAUUGCGGCCAUCCGCCGCCGAGACUUCGCCAACAUGACCAGCCUGGUGCACCUCACCCUCUCCCGUAAUACCAUCGGCCAAGUGGCAGCUGGCGCCUUUGCUGACCUCCGUGCCCUCCGGGCUCUGCACCUUGACAGCAACCGCCUGGCUGAGGUGCGUGGCGACCAGCUCCGCGGCUUGGGCAACCUCCGUCACCUGAUCCUUGGCAACAACCAGAUCCGCCGGGUGGAGUCGGCGGCCUUCGAUGCCUUCUUGUCCACUGUGGAGGACCUGGAUCUGUCCUACAACAACCUCGAGGCCCUGCCCUGGGAGGCCGUAGGCCAGAUGGUGAACCUGAACACCCUCACGCUGGACCACAAUCUCAUCGACCACAUCGCUGAAGGUACCUUCGUGCAGCUUCACAAACUGGUUCGCCUGGACAUGACCUCCAACCGCCUCCAUAAACUGCCCCCUGAUGGGCUCUUCCUGAGGUCCCAAGGCCCGGGGCCCAAGCCGCCCACGCCACUCACGGUUAGCUUUGGUGGCAACCCCCUGCAUUGCAACUGCGAGCUGCUCUGGCUGCGGCGGCUGACCAGGGAGGAUGACUUGGAAACGUGUGCCACCCCUGAGCACCUCACUGACCGUUACUUUUGGUCCAUCCCUGAGGAGGAGUUCCUGUGCGAACCCCCGCUGAUCACACGGCAGGCGGGGGGCCGUGCCCUCGUGGUGGAGGGCCAGGCAGUCAGCCUGCGGUGCCGUGCUGUGGGUGAUCCUGAACCGGUGGUGCAUUGGGUGGCACCUGAUGGGCGGUUGCUGGGGAACUCUAGCCGGACCCGGGUCCGGGGGGAUGGGACGCUGGAUGUAACUAUCACCACCUUGCGGGACAGUGGUACCUUCACUUGCAUCGCCUCCAAUGCCGCUGGAGAAGCCACGGCACCCGUGGAGGUGUGCGUGGUGCCGCUCCCUCUGAUGGCGCCCCCGCCGGCUGCCCCGCCGCCUCUCACUGAGCCUGGCUCCUCUGACAUUGCCACGCCUAGCCGACCUGGUGCCAAUGAAUCUGCUGCUGAGCGCCGGCUGGUGGCGGCGGAGCUCACCUCCAACUCUGUGCUCAUCCGCUGGCCAGCGCAGAGGCCGGUGCCCGGCAUCCGCAUGUACCAAGUCCAGUACAACAGCUCCGCUGAUGACUCCCUUGUCUACAGGAUGAUCCCCUCCACCAGCCAGACCUUCCUGGUGAAUGAUCUGGCGGCGGGCCGCGCCUAUGAUCUGUGCGUGCUGGCGGUCUACGACGAUGGUGCCACAGCGCUGCCAGCCACGCGAGUGGUGGGCUGCGUGCAGUUUACCACGGCUGGGGAUCCGGCGCCCUGCCGCCCGCUGAGGGCCCACUUCUUGGGCGGCACCAUGAUCAUUGCCAUCGGGGGCGUCAUCGUUGCCUCGGUCCUCGUCUUCAUCGUUCUGCUCAUGAUCCGCUACAAGGUCUAUGGCGACGGAGAUGGCCGUCGUGUCAAGGGCGCCUCUAGGUCACCCCCGCGGGUCAGCCACGUGUGCUCGCAAACCAACGGUGCAGGCGCGCCGCAGGCCCCACCGCCAGCGCAAGAAUGCUACGUGGCAUUGCGCGAGGAGGCGUCCCCGGCAGCCCUGGCGGUGGAAGCAAAGACCACGGUGGUAGAGACGGCAGCUUCCGCAGACCCAGAGGCAGUCUUUGGACGCUCCCUGGGUGGCUCGGCCACCUCGCUGUGUCUCCUGCCAUCCGAGGAAGCCUCUGGGGAGGAGUCUCGAGCCGCUGUGGGUCCUCGGAGGAGCCGUUCUGGGGCCUUGAGGCCGCCAGCUUCAGCGCCCUCCACUCUAGCUCUGGUUCCUGGGGGGGCACCCGCACGGCCUCGGCCACAGCAGCGUUACUCGUUUGACGGGGACUAUGGGGUGCUCUUCCAGAGCCACAGUUACCCGCGCCGCGCCCGGCGGACAAAGCGCCACCGGUCCACCCCGCACCUGGACGUGGCUGGAGGGGGCGUGGCCGGGGAGGACGGAGAGCUGGGGCUGGGCUCCGUCCGGGCGCGCCUGGCCUUCACCAGCACCGAGUGGAUGCUGGAGAGUACCGUGUGAGCGGCUGCGGCGGGCGCCGGGACUCCUGGUGCCACGGACAGGACCCACUCCGAGCUGCCCGGACCCUGGGGCAGGACUGGAGGGAAAAAGCACAGCGCCAAGACCUCUGACUGGAGGGGAGGUGGGCCCUUCUCCCCGAGGGGGCGCUGCGGCCUGCGGCUAAGGCUCGAGGCUAUGCACCGUGUCCUGGGGAGAUGGGGAGCGGGCUGCUGGGCUCCUCCCGUGAGAACUCCUCGCCCCCCUCUUUGUCCCUUCCCCCAGCGCGCUCGCGGACUUCGCUGGGAGCUGGUGCCUUACACAGCGAAGCGGGGGGAAGGGGCAGGGCCCCCCCACACUGCAGCACUGAGACACGAGCCCCCUCCCCCUGCCCGGGACCAGGGGCAGGGACGAGGGGCCCAUUUCUUGUAUCUGGCUGGACUAGAUCCUAUUCUGUCCCGCGGCGGCCUCCAAAGCCCCACCCCGAGCCCAUUCACCUCUCUGAUCCCGUAGGGUCUGGCUUGGGGUCCCCUUUUCUCUGUCCCCCUCUUUUGUGUCUAUCCUGCUCUCUGUCUUCUCUGUCUUAUGUCUCUGCCCUUUUCUAUUUGUCUCUUUUUUCUCUGUCCCGUCGUCUCUUCUCCUGCCCUCCCAUGUUUUGUCCAGUCUCUUUGUCUCUCCGGGAUUACCUCCCCCCACUACACAUUCUCCGGGGCAGGUCCCACUGGAAGGACCAGACUCUCCCUAUUCCUUCCUCUUUCCUCAAGUAAAUCCCCACAUGAAUAAAGUCCAAAACAAAGUCCUCCUCCCCACCGGAGCCAGGACCCCCGCCGCAGCAGAAUUAAACUUUUUUCUGUGUCCGAGGGCGCUCUACUGA
This is a messenger RNA of Myotis lucifugus (little brown bat), 5531 nucleotides long. It is a transcript of the gene LRFN1, whose product is annotated as leucine rich repeat and fibronectin type III domain containing 1. The coding region runs from base 2375 to 4681 and encodes 768 amino acids. The record is from RefSeq and is a predicted model, not a curated record. NCBI's taxonomy places the organism in Eukaryota, Metazoa, Chordata, Mammalia, Chiroptera, Vespertilionidae. The transcript is spliced from 3 exons. Gene Ontology annotation, molecular function: protein binding.